CAUGCUGUAAUUGAUCCUAUGAAAAAUAAGCUUAACCAUGGCAUCCUCCUUGAUCACUUUCAUAAUAUUGGGGUUGUGGCGGACCAUUAUUGUUCUUUCCUCUGCUUCAACUAUAAUAGGAACAAAAUUAUCACUAGAUUUAGAGGCAAAAGCUUUGCUCGAGAGUGGUUGGUGGAGUAGCUACAGCAACCUCAUCUCCAAUCGCUGCAAUUGGACAGGUAUAUCAUGCAACAACGAUGGAAGCAUCACCGACAUUUAUCCACCGCCUAACAUCGUUAAGGUUGGUGUUAAGUUUGGAAAAAUGAACUUCUCUUCCUUUCCGAACCUUGUUCAUCUUAAUCUUAAUGAUCAUGGUCUCAAUGGAAGCAUCCCGCCCGAAAUAGCUGCUCUAUCAAAACUCAAGAACCUCUACCUCAACUGGAAUUAUCUAACAGGUGAGUUACCUUCACUCGGAAACUUGAGCCAGUUAGAAGAGCUUGAUUUUUCCUAUAAUGAAAUCAGUGGUUCUAUUUCCCAGGAUCUUGGAAACUUGAAAAAUCUUGUUCUUUUAAGGUUGUGUUGGAAUAACCUUACUGGAUCAAUUCCAUCUGCCCUCGGCCUUUUGAGUAAUCUUACUCAUCUAGACAUGAGAUCUAAUCAGUUCUACAAUUACAUCCCUCCAGAAAUAGGGGAACUGAAGAACUUGAUUACUCUGGAUCUGUCUAACAACAAGCUAGUUGGUGUAAUUCCUUCCACUUUGGGCAAAUUGACCAAUAUGACCACUCUUGAUCUGUCCAACAAUAAGCUUGUUGGCUCAUUCCCUUCCACCUUGGGUCGGUUGACCAAGUUGACUUCUCUGGAUAUUUCCAACAAUAUGCUCGUUGGCUCAAUCUCUUCUACUCUAAGUCAAUUGAUUAUGUUAGAAACUCUGAAUUUGUCCAAUAAUACUCUCACUGGUCCUAUCUCUUUCAUCAGUCCAACGGUUUUGCGUUAUUUAGAUUUAUCCAACAAUAUGCUUGUUGGUUCAAUCCCUUCAUCUUUGCCUCUUUCUUUGAAUGUUUUGCACCUUCAAUCAAAUCUUUUAGAAGGUCCAAUACCUCAAGAAAUUGGGAAUUUAAGAGCACUUUAUUCAUUGGACCUCUCUAAAAACAAAUUGAAUGGACCGAUCCCGUCUCAAAUUGGCUACCUUGGAAGGCUAAUCUCUUUCAAUCUUAGUCAUAACUUUAUCAGCGGAGAGAUACCUUUACCCUUGCAGAAUUUAUCACAUGUGAAUAACUGGGACCUUAGCUACAAUAAGCUCUCGGGUAUUGCUCCAUUUUUCUUGAAGAGUAACAAUGGAAUGCAAAUAUCGAAAACUGGAAAUUUGUUCUCCGUAUUGAACUAUGAUGGAAGGAUAGCAUACGAAGACAUUAUUAAAGCGACAGAGGAUUUUAACAUUAGGUAUUGUAUUGGAAUUGGUGGUCAUGGAAGUGUUUACAAGGCAGAACUACCUAGUGGCAAAACAGUGGCCUUGAAGAAGCUUCAUCGUCUAAAUGCUGAGGAUCCCAAUUUUGACAAAAGUUUCAUGAAUGAAAUAAAGUUUUUAUCAGAAGUUUGUCAUCGAAAUAUUGUGAAGCUGCAUGGUUUCUGUGUACAUCAACGGAGCAUGUUUUUGAUAUAUGAAUACCUGGAAAGAGGCAGCUUGUGUAGUGUCCUAACAAAGGAUGUUGAAGCUAUAGAAUUGAAUUGGUCAAAAAGAGUUGACGUCGUCCAGGGGAUAGCACAUGCAUUGUCUUACUUGCAUAAUGAUUGCUCACUUCCAAUAGUCCAUCGAGAUCUGUCAAGUCACAACAUCUUGUUGAACUCAAACUUGGAGGCUUUUGUUGCCGACUUUGGAACUGCUAGAAUGUUAGAGCUUGAUUCAUCCAAUCAAACCAUUUUGGCCGGUACUUAUGGUUAUGUAGCUCCAGAGCUUGCUUACACAAUGACAGUAACUGAAAAAUGUGAUGUUUAUAGUUUUGGAGUAUUGGCUUUGGAAGUGUUGAUGGGAAGGCAUCCCCAAGAACUGUUAUCAUUGUUUCCAUCAAAUUCCCUUUUGCAAAAUAUAAUGUUAAGUGAUAUAUUGGACCCUCGUCUAUCAGCUCCAACAAGUCAUAUAGACACCCAAAAGAUUGUUCUUGUUGCCACACUAGCAUUCGCAUGCUUACCUAUGGAACCGAAGUCUCGACCAACGAUGAAACAAGUGUCCAAUGAGUUUCUUUAUUGCCAAAGAUCCUUGGCACAGCCUCUUGGAGAAAUAUCCUUGUUGCAACUUGUGGCUCCUAAAAUGGAUGUGGAAAGAGAACUAUGCAACUAAGUCACAAUAUCCCUCACAUGAUUUUGGCAAUUAGUUUUAUUGUUUUGUCUACUUAGAUCUCAUGUUGAUUAGCUGCAAUUUGAACAUUGAGAAUGCAUAUUA
This is a messenger RNA of Theobroma umbraticum, 2416 nucleotides long. RefSeq lists its product as uncharacterized. Gene Ontology annotation, molecular function: protein binding; ATP binding; protein kinase activity. Gene Ontology annotation, biological process: protein phosphorylation. The record is from RefSeq and is a predicted model, not a curated record. NCBI's taxonomy places the organism in Eukaryota, Viridiplantae, Streptophyta, Magnoliopsida, Malvales, Malvaceae.